Messenger RNA from Lachancea meyersii CBS 8951, 1152 nucleotides. The record is from the annotation of a GenBank genome assembly. Lineage: Eukaryota; Fungi; Ascomycota; Saccharomycetes; Saccharomycetales; Saccharomycetaceae.
AUGAACGAAUCAUUGGUGGGCUUCUUGAAAUAUAUAAAAAACACAUAUUUGCGGGAGGAGACUUAUAAAUCGUCACACUUGUCGAUCGUCUGCGGUAACGAAAGCGCGGAUCUGGAUUCGGUGGUUUCUGCAAUUACUUAUGCAUACUUUAGCUAUAUAAAAAAUCCCAGCAAGCCACUCGUGCCCGUGCUGAAUAUUUUGAGAGCCGAUUUAGAGCUGCGCAGAGACGUGGUCUGGAUUUUAAAGCAACGCAAUAUUCCACAUAGUUUGUUGUACUUCCAUGAAGACCUGCAAGAUUUGCGUAAAAGUUUCAAAGGACCAAUCGAGGCAGUUUUGGUGGACCACAACGAUCCACAAUCCGUGAUGAAAAACUUGGUGGACUCCGUGGUGGGCGUCAUAGACCAUCAUGAGGAUUUGGGGCUGCACAAAGAUAUUAUAAGCCGCCAUAAUCCCCGGAUCAUCACGCCCUCGGGAAGCUGCUCUUCUCUGGUGUUCAAUUACUGGCACAAGACACUCGACAGCUCCGAGAGAGCAAAAAUGAGUCCUGACGCGUUGUCCUUGUGUCUGGGGGCUUUACUAAUUGAUACGAGUAAAAUGUCCCAUAAGGUCGAGCAUCCGGACCAAAAGGCUCACGCCGCAUACAAGCAGUCGCUUCCAAACCUCAAUUUCGACGAGUUCUUUUCCCAACUUCGUCAAGCUAAGGAUGACAUAGUGGGACUUUCUUUGAGAGAUAUCUUGAGAAAAGAUUAUAAGGAGUUUGAAUUUUCCAAAAAGCAAGGCCUUCUGAAAUGCGGCUUCGCCUCUGUCGUCAAACCAUUGGAGUGGAUUUAUGCUCAAUUUCCUGAUCAAGAAUUUGUAGAUUCCUGUGAGAAUUUUGGGAGCGAAAGGUCCUUGGAUAUAUUGGUGGUUUUGACGAGCUGGACUGACUCCAAGGGCCAAUUUGAGCGUCAAGUGGCUUCCUACGCUAAAGAAAAACCGAAUAUUGAAUAUUCUCGGCUAAUCGCUCAGCAGAUUGCCGCACCUUUAAAGUUGCAACCUUUAGAGGUCCUGAAUCCCCCAAGUGAAAACUGUGCAUUUUUUUCCCAGCUUGAUACGAGUGCAAGUCGUAAACAAGUGGUACCCUAUGUGCAUGAUGCCUGCGAAAACCUAUGA